AUGCGUGAGAUUGUUCACCUCCAGACCGGCCAGUGCGGUAACCAAAUUGGUGCUGCUUUCUGGCAAACCAUCUCUGGCGAGCACGGCCUCGAUGGCUCCGGCGUUUACAAUGGCUCCUCUGACCUCCAGUUGGAGCGUAUGAACGUCUACUUUAACGAGGCUAGUGGCAACAAGUACGUUCCUCGUGCCGUCCUCGUCGACUUGGAGCCCGGUACCAUGGACGCUGUGCGCGCCGGUCCAUUCGGUCAGCUUUUCCGUCCCGACAACUUCGUCUUCGGCCAGUCUGGCGCUGGUAACAACUGGGCCAAGGGUCACUACACUGAGGGUGCCGAGCUCGUCGACCAGGUCAUCGAUGUUGUCCGUCGUGAGGCCGAAACCUGUGACUGCCUCCAGGGUUUCCAGAUCACCCACUCCCUCGGUGGUGGUACCGGUGCCGGUAUGGGUACCCUUUUGAUCUCCAAGAUCCGUGAGGAAUUUCCCGAUCGCAUGAUGGCCACCUUCUCGGUUGUUCCUUCUCCCAAGGUCUCUGACACCGUCGUUGAGCCUUACAACGCUACUCUUUCCGUUCACCAGCUCGUUGAGCACUCCGAUGAGACUUUCUGCAUUGACAAUGAGGCUCUUUACGACAUCUGCAUGCGCACAUUGAAGUUGUCCCAACCAUCGUACGGUGACUUGAACCACCUCGUCUCCGCCGUCAUGUCUGGUGUCACUACCUCGCUGCGUUUCCCUGGUCAGCUUAACUCUGAUCUGCGCAAGUUGGCCGUUAACAUGGUUCCUUUCCCUCGUCUGCACUUCUUCAUGGUCGGCUUCGCUCCUUUGACCAGCCGUGGUGCUCACUCUUUCCGUGCCGUCACCGUUCCUGAAUUGACCCAGCAGAUGUACGACCCUAAGAACAUGAUGGCCGCUUCUGACUUCCGCAAUGGUCGUUACCUCACAUGCUCUGCUCUUUUCCGUGGUAAGGUCUCCAUGAAGGAAGUCGAGGACCAGAUGCGCAAUGUCCAGAACAAGAAUAGCAGCUACUUCGUUGAGUGGAUCCCCAACAACGUCCAGACUGCUCUCUGCUCCAUUCCCCCUCGUGGUCUUAAGAUGUCCGCCACCUUUGUCGGAAACUCCACCGCUAUCCAGGAGCUGUUCAAGCGUGUCGGUGACCAAUUCACUGCCAUGUUCCGUCGCAAGGCUUUCUUGCAUUGGUACACUGGUGAGGGUAUGGACGAGAUGGAGUUCACUGAGGCUGAGAGCAACAUGAACGACUUGGUUUCUGAGUACCAGCAGUACCAGGAUGCCUCCAUUUCUGAAGGCGAGGAGGAAUAG
This is a messenger RNA of Talaromyces proteolyticus, 1311 nucleotides long. Its product is annotated as beta-1 and beta-2 tubulin. The record is from RefSeq and is a predicted model, not a curated record. The transcript is spliced from 8 exons. Gene Ontology annotation, molecular function: GTP binding; structural constituent of cytoskeleton; GTPase activity. Gene Ontology annotation, biological process: mitotic cell cycle; microtubule cytoskeleton organization. Gene Ontology annotation, cellular component: microtubule; cytoplasm. The coding region runs from base 1 to 1311 and encodes 436 amino acids. Lineage: Eukaryota; Fungi; Ascomycota; Eurotiomycetes; Eurotiales; Trichocomaceae.